CCGGUCCCGGUGCCACCUCUCCCUGCUUGGGCGCCGCCGCGCGAGCGCUUCCCUUUCCCCUGCGAGCGCCCGGAUAAUGUCUGAGAAUGUCCAUUUCUGGGACGCUUAGCAGCUAUUAUGUCGACUCGAUCAUAAGUCACGAGAGUGAGGACGCGCCUCCAGCCAAGUUUCCUUCGGGCCAGUACGCGAGCCCUCGGCAGCCGGGCCACGCGGAGCACCUGGAGUUCCCCUCCUGCAGCUUCCAGCCCAAAGCGCCGGUGUUCGGCGCCUCCUGGGCGCCGCUGAGCCCGCACGCGUCCGGAAGCCUGCCGUCCGUCUACCACCCCUACAUCCAGCCCCAGGGCGUCCCGCCGACCGAGAGCAGGUACCUCCGCACCUGGCUGGAGCCCGCGCCGCGCGGCGAGGCGGCCCCGGGGCAGGGCCAGGCGGCGGUGAAGGCGGAGCCGCUGCUGGGCGCGCCUGGGGAGCUGCUCAAACAGGGCACACCCGAGUACAGUUUGGAAACUUCGGCGGGCAGGGAGGCCGUCCUGUCUAAUCAAAGACCCGGCUACGGGGACAAUAAAAUUUGCGAAGGAAGCGAGGACAAAGAGAGGCCGGAUCAAACCAACCCCUCUGCCAACUGGCUGCACGCUCGCUCUUCCCGGAAAAAGCGCUGUCCCUACACCAAAUACCAGACGCUGGAACUAGAGAAGGAAUUUCUGUUCAAUAUGUACCUCACCAGGGACCGUAGGCACGAAGUGGCCAGACUCCUCAAUCUGAGUGAGAGACAAGUCAAAAUCUGGUUUCAGAACCGACGGAUGAAAAUGAAGAAAAUGAAUAAGGAACAGGGCAAAGAGUAAAGACCCUUCUUCAGCUCUCCCAUCCCUUCCCCAUCUCACUCUUAUUUAUAAGUGAUGGUUGCAAAGCCAGUGCUGUCUGAGAUAUAGUCAAGUGAAUGGGGAAGGGAGUCUUUCUCUUGAAAGUUCUUUUCUGCACCCAGAGUUUCUCUCCUUUCCUUUGCUCUCACUUGUUUCUCUCUUUUCCCCUGG
Messenger RNA from Chrysochloris asiatica (Cape golden mole), 1028 nucleotides. It is a transcript of the gene HOXB9, whose product is annotated as homeobox B9. The coding region runs from base 87 to 839 and encodes 250 amino acids. Gene Ontology annotation, molecular function: RNA polymerase II cis-regulatory region sequence-specific DNA binding; DNA-binding transcription factor activity, RNA polymerase II-specific. Lineage: Eukaryota; Metazoa; Chordata; Mammalia; Afrosoricida; Chrysochloridae. Gene Ontology annotation, cellular component: nucleus. The record is from RefSeq and is a predicted model, not a curated record. Gene Ontology annotation, biological process: anterior/posterior pattern specification; proximal/distal pattern formation; DNA-templated transcription. The transcript is spliced from 2 exons.